UAGAUUCAUCUUAAAGACCUAUUUGCCAACAAAAUAGUGAUUUAUGUGUCAACAACCCUUUUUAUUCCAUUCAAUCAAGACUUUGGAAUCAAUUUCUCCCAGAAGCCUAAAACACGACAUUGAUCUCCGUCUUGCCUUCGAUAUCAAGGGAAAUUGCGUAGUUUCCAUCUCUCUUGAAUCUCAAUCCAACAGAGGAAGCUAUGUCUGGACUUGAAUUCGUCAAAAAGUAAUGCAAAUACUGACAACAAUUACACUUGUAGGGAGUCAGGCCACCUGUCAACUUCCGUCUCUUGUUUCUUCCUCUACUUUGGUCUCUCCGAUCUGACCAAAAACCCUAGUGAGUUAUUAUUAUCCUCGAUUCGAAGAAUAGAUUGUUUAAUUUUGGGAUAACGUUGGGUGUCUGCGAGAAGGGAGAAACUGAUCGGAAAAUGGAGCGACGGGGGAGUCCUCCGAAGCAUAGACACGAUGGGACUUCGCCUUUGCCUUUGGGGAUGGAUUGGAGCCCUCCACCUAAAAAAUGGAAUGGAAGGGAUACAAUUUGGCCACAUGAUCCAAGAACAGGAUGGAGUUACUGCAUCACAAUCCCAACAUGGGUUGUCCUUCCAAAAUCUAGAGACUCAGAUCCUGUUGUGUUUUACAGGGUUCAAGUUGGUUUACAAUCUCCCAAAGGGGUCACAACAACACGAACAGUAUCAAGAAGAUUUAAUGAUUUCUUAAGAUUGCUUGCUGCUCUUAGGAAAGCAUUCCCCAAAAAGAAUCUCCCACCAGCUCCACCAAAGGGACUCUUGAGGUUAAAAAGCCGAACUUUAUUGGAAGAGAGGCGUUGUUCUUUGGAAGAGUGGAUGACAAAACUGCUAUCUGACAUUGAUAUAUCAAGAAGCAUUGUAGUGGCAUCCUUUCUUGAACUUGAAUCUGCUGCAAGAUCUUCAUUCCAAGAUGAAAAUCCACAAAUUGGGCAAUCAAGUUCUCCACAUAUUCAUCCAAAUUUAAAUUCAAAUGAAUUUAUACCUUCCGGAAGCACCCCUGAUUACAACAGUGACACUGCUUAUGAUGAGGCUUCAGAAAUUGGAACCUCAAGAGACAACAUAUCAGAAAUAGGCACAGAAGAUUUAUCUCUAGAUGAAGAUUUAGUGGGCCCACUUGAAAAACUAGUCAAACACGGUGUUUCAAAUAUUGAUGAAGGGUUAUUAAUGGGAAAUGCAAUUCUAGACCAAGUUGAAGGGUAUUCUAGGAAUACAAAUCAUUCACGAGAGAUUAACAUGAGGGGUAGUAGUAGUAGUGAAAAAAAUGGUGAUUAUGUAUCUGAAAAAGAUGAUGGAAAAUUUUUUAAUGGGAAUAAUGAGAUUAUUAAGGAAUCAAAUGAUGUAAAAAAUUUGGUUCUUCCUUUAGGGCAACAACAAAAGAUGAAUAGGGUUCUUGUAAGUAUGCAGAGAAGACUUGGAACUGCAAAAACAGAUAUGGAGGAUUUGAUUUCAAGAUUGAAUCAAGAAAUAGCAGUUAAAGAUUAUCUUACAACAAAGGUGAAGGAUUUGGAGGAGGAGCUUGAAACUACAAAAUUGAGAAGUAAAGAAAAUCUUCAUCAAGCAAUUUUAAUGGAAAGAGAAAGAGUUACUCAAAUGCAGUGGGAUAUGGAAGAACUUAGAAGGAAAUCACUAGAAAUGGAGUUUAAAUUGAAAUCCCAAUCUCAACAGGGUGAAAAGGUGGAGGAAAUGAAAUCUGUGAUUGAAGAAAAAGAUGAAUUACUUGAGGAAUUGGAAGAUACCAAAAGUAAACUUGACCAAUUGUCAAAGAAACAUCAAGAAUUAGAAAUUAAAUCAAAAGCAGAUGUGAAAAUUCUUGUGAAAGAGGUUAAAUCCCUUAGAACCUCACAAGCUGAAUUGAAACAGCAGCUUAAUCAAUCACUUAUCGGGAAAUCAGAGGCAGAGAAACUAGUGCAACAAGAAAAGGAAAGAAUGGAGGAGGAGAAAGCUGGUAGAAUGAAGCUGCUUCAUGAAUGUGAUGUUCUUCAAAAACGCCUUAGAGAGUGCAGCAUGAAUUUGGUAAUAAAUGGAAGUAGUGAGGACAAAUUAGUCAUUUGUUCUCCAUCUGUUGAAGAUGCUUUACAACUUGUGAAAAUAUCUGAUGAUCGAAUGGAAGCCCUCCUUGCACAGGCGCAGAUGUUAGCAGAAGAUGAUAGUUUUGAUGAUGGCGACAACCCAACAAAUAAUAAUAAUAAACUUAGGAAAAUAUUAUCGGAAAUUCUGGUGGAUAAUAUCACAUUGAGAAGACAAGUGAGUCUUCUUUUUGAUGGGGCCCUCAAAACAGGCAUCAUAACAACAACAACAACAACAACAACAACAAAAGACAUGGAAGUCUCAUUGGAUAAGUCUUAAAAAGAAAAAAAAAACAAGAGGUUGGUUGGUUGGUUGGUUAGAUACAGAAGAUGGAAGUGUACAUAUACCACAAAUAUAUCAUAGCAUAUGAUGCUUUACUAACAUUACAUUACCUUUGUGGGUAAUUCCAAAUUUUAGGGCUUGCUUUAUUUUUUACUGAUGUCUGUUUGUCUGUCUGGAGAAAG
Molecule: messenger RNA, 2557 nt
Organism: Lactuca virosa
Lineage: Eukaryota; Viridiplantae; Streptophyta; Magnoliopsida; Asterales; Asteraceae
Source: the annotation of a GenBank genome assembly